This is a messenger RNA of Funneliformis mosseae, 264 nucleotides long. The record is from the annotation of a GenBank genome assembly. NCBI's taxonomy places the organism in Eukaryota, Fungi, Glomeromycota, Glomeromycetes, Glomerales, Glomeraceae.
AUGCCCUUUCUCGUGGUAGUAAUACAUCCUUAUUCUACAUCUAAAACAAUAUUAAAAGUUGUGAAAAAUUCCAAAGAAUCUGUCAAAGUCAUCAAAACUAUAUUUGACGAAAAACAUCUUUCUACAAAAAUUGAUUCAGAAGUUAUAGAAACGUGGACUGGCACGUUUAAUGAUACGGAAAUGGAUGACGGAUUCCUGAUAUAUUCAUCUUUGUCUAUGCCUAAUUACAAUACACCUGUUGAUAACCCUGUAGAUGUUGAUUAA